AUGGUAAACUCACAAACCUGGUUAGACCAAAAUUAUCCCACAAAUGGCACUUGCAUAAGAGUUGAGGAUAAAGAAAAUUAUGGCAAAACCAGAGACCAAAUCGUUAAUUUAGAUAUUAGUAAUCAAAAUUUAGAAGGUGCUUUAAGAUUGGGCAGUUCAUUUCCCAACCUAAAAAAAAUGAACGCUUCAUUUAAUAAUCUAACUAGCCUCGGUUGGGACACGCUUCCAGUCCUAGAAGAAAUUGAUGAAUCUCACAAUUUGUUAUCUGGCAAUGGUCUUAGUUUGCCAAAUUCUCCUACUAUCAAAAAAUUAAACUUUUCUUACAACAAAAUCUCUGGUUUUUAUUUAGACACUCCCAAUUUAGCAUAUUUGGAUUUGACUAGUAAUUUAUUUAUUACUCUGGAUCUUCAUAUCACACCAAAUUUAGUGGAGUUAAAAUGUUCAAAUAACCCUAUUUCUAACCUGACUCUAACCCAAUCUUCUAAACUUGUUCUUUUUGAUUGUUUGGGCGUUAAAUUCGACAAAAAUAAUGUUGCAUCAACUCCCACUUCUUCCCCCUUUUCACCUUCAACCUCUCUUUUCCCAACC
Messenger RNA from Racocetra fulgida, 588 nucleotides. The record is from the annotation of a GenBank genome assembly. Lineage: Eukaryota; Fungi; Glomeromycota; Glomeromycetes; Diversisporales; Gigasporaceae.